AUGGUCAGCCUGGCGACACUGCUUCUGGCUCUCAGCGUAGCAACGAGACCUGUCUUUGCAAGUACUUUAUGCAAUGCAAAUUUCUUUUCGACUUUGGUUCCAGGCAACGCCACCAUCGAAAAAGUAGCUCAGGUACCCAGUAAUGGUACCUACGGCGAAGGGAUCCUAGACCUCAAUUAUCCGACUCAGCCAAUUGGCCUACCGGAACUUUGCGCUGUCACAGUCCUCGUUAUUUCAUCUCCAGAGUCUUUCUAUCGCUUUGGGUUGUUUCUCCCCACGAAAUGGAACAGCAGAUUCUUGGCCGUAGGUAAUGGCGGGUUUGGUGGUGGAAUCAACUGGCUGGAUAUGGGGGCUGGCGUUGGUUAUGGCUUCGCAGUUGUCUCUACAGAUACCGGUCAUAACUCUGUGUCGACCGAUGUUUCUUGGGCACUCAACAAUGCAGAAAAGAAGACUGAUUGGGGUUGGAGAUCAAUGCAUGGCACGGUCGUGCUAGCGAAACAGCUGGUUGAAGCAUAUUAUGAAGCGAAUAUUGCUUACUCAUACUACAACGGCUGUUCGACAGGAGGCCGACAGGGACUGAAGGAAGUGCAGAUUUCCCCCGAUUCCUUUGACGGCGUUAUCGCGGGAGCAUCUUCCUGGUACUCAAGUCAUUUGAACCCAUGGGUCACGAAAGUCGGAACGUAUAACUUGCCUGUUGCUGCACCGAACAACAUCGGCGCGGUCUUGUUCCCCCUGAUGGCUGCCGAAGCCCUUAAGCAAUGUGAUUCUCUUGAUGGAGUGUCGGACGGGAUUAUCAGUAUUCCUAGUCAGUGCUCGCCAGACUAUACAACAUUAUUGUGCGGUAUGCCUGGAACGAAUAGCUCGACUUGUCUAACUCUGCCUCAAAUUGAGACUGCGAACAAAGUGUACGCGGAUUACCUCGGUUCAACGGGUGAGUUGUUGUAUCCAGGUCUUAGCCCUGGCUGCGAGAAUCAAUGGUUCCUUGUCCUAAAUUACACCGACACUAGUCCGUACGGCAUUAACUUCAUCCGCGACUUCUUGUAUGACGAUGUAUCAUGGUACUGGACAAGUUAUAAUGACAGCGUAAUUGUCGACGCUGUGAUGCUGAAUCCUGGAAAUGCUACGGCCAAUGACUAUGAUCUCUCGGAGUUCAAGCGCAUGGGGAAAAAGAUGAUAAUCUAUCAUGGUUUAGCCGACGGUUUGGUCCCACCCAAAGGAAGUGAGCUAUACUACAAGCAAGUAGCAGAGACAAUGACGAGAGGCGACGUUGGCGAACUUCACGACUUUUUCCGAUACUUCGAGGUCCCCGGCAUGGGGCAUUGCUGGGCCUCGUCCAACGCUGCACCUGCUCCGGCUUUCGGUGGUGGCUCUCAAGCUUCGCAACUGGGCAGAGAUGUGUGGUCAGUGCCAGGCUUCAAAAAUGCCCAGCAUGAUGUUCUGCUAGCAAUGAUGCAAUGGGUUGAAAACGGCACAGCUGUGGACUCGGUUGUAGCAACAACGUGGCAAAACUCUCUAGAUCCGUCAACCCCAGUUGCGCGACAGCGCCCAUUGUGCCCCUACCCGCAGUUAGCGAUAUACGAUGGAGUUGGUGAUGUGGAUAAAGCCUCCAGUUGGGCCUGUGGCUAA
This is a messenger RNA of Truncatella angustata, 1626 nucleotides long. Its product is annotated as Tannase/feruloyl esterase. Lineage: Eukaryota; Fungi; Ascomycota; Sordariomycetes; Amphisphaeriales; Sporocadaceae. The record is from RefSeq and is a predicted model, not a curated record. The coding region runs from base 1 to 1626 and encodes 541 amino acids. The transcript has 2 exons.